GGUUCUGAAGGGUUUCGCAAGGCAAAGAGUUGGUAGAAGACUGACCAGUUCCGACCACCGGUCCAUUCGGCCUCGUUCUCAACUCUCGGCGUCUCUCUCUUUCCAUUUGGCGGGCAAACCGGUAACGAGCGAGUGAACCACAUAAGUCCGUAAUUUUCUUAAUAAUGAUGGACAGAGCCGAGGAAGAGAGGGUUGAUGACCCUGGCUACCCAGGGGGGGCCCAUGCCCAGCAUGUGGGUCUCCAGCCAGGAGGUGUGCAGACAGGACGUGUCCAGCCAGGUCCAGGACACCAGGCUGCCUUUGCUUACCAGCAGCAGCCACAGCCAGCCUAUCCUCCACAGCAGCCAUCCUAUCCUCCACAGCAGCCAGCUCAUCCGCCACAGCCAGCUAAUCUGCCACAGCCAGCUAAUCUGCCACAGCCAGCUCAUCUGCCACAGCUAGCCUACCAACCACAGGCAGGCUACCAACCACAGGCAGCCUACCAACCACAGCUGGCCUAUCAGCCACAGCCUGCCAUGGGCUACCAAUCUCCUGCCUAUUCUCCUCAGCAUGGAUCCAUGCCACCGCCAUCUUUUUUCGCCUCAACUCCACCUGGACCCAAUUUGAGGUCUCAGAGACUGCCAAGGGUUACUCUCCCUUGGGAACGGAGAGAGAGGCCUGGAAGGCCUAACGUGGUGGAGAGUGCCCUGCGCAACCUGUUUGAGAUGGGCCUGAUUCAGCCCACUCAGCAGCAGCAGCCAGUGCAGCAGCCUCAACCACCCUAUUAUCCAGCCCCAUUCAUGAUUCCACAUCAAUAUGCUUCAGUGGCACCACCACCUGCAGCUGCGUCCCCAGCUGCCCCAAUGGCAGCACCACCUGCUGCUGCAGCUGCCCCAAGGGCAGCUCCACCUGCUGCUGCUGCAGCUGCCCCAAGGGCAGCUCCACCUGCUGGCGCAGCUCAUGUUGCUGCCUCUUCUACAGGCCCAAGAACAUCUGCAGGUGCUGAGUGCUCCUGCUGCCGCCAAGACAAUCCGGAAGGCAUCCUGCCAUGUGGGCACUUCAUUUGCAGGGUUUGCUUCCAGAACCAACUGGAGAACCAACUGGCUGAGAAGGCAGAAUGCCCUGAUGCAAGGUGCGCUGCUGAGAUUAAUGCAUCCUCAUUCAUUGUAAUGAGGAGGUCCUGAAAGUUUUGUGGUAUGUGCUACGAUGCUUUAUAUCGCUUUGAAUUUUUUUGUUCUUUCUUUCCAUUUUGUAUUUAAUCUUUUGACUAUGAACAGUCUUAUCGCUUUGAAUUAUUUUGUUCUUUCCAUUUUGUAUUUAAUCUUUUGACUAUGAACAGUCUUACCGCUUUGAAUUACUUUGUUCUUUCCAUUUUGUAUUUCAUAUUUUGACUAUGAACAGUCUUACCGCUUUGAAUUACUUUGUUCUUUCCAUUAUGUAUUUCAUCUUUUGACUAUGAACAGUCUUAUCGCUUUGAAUUUAUUUGUUCUUUCCAUUUUGUCUUUUAUCCUUUGACUAUGAGCAGUCUGAUCACUUUGAAUUUUUUUGUUCUUUCCAUUUUGUCUUUUAUCUUUUGACUGUUAACAGUCUGUGACUUAGAAAUGUCUUGGACUAAUCUGGUCUGUGCUACAAUGUUAAAUAUCGCUUUGUAUUUUUUACUUAAAAAAAAAUAUUAAAGUGGAGA
Thrips palmi is the source of this 1663-nucleotide messenger RNA. Its product is annotated as extensin-like. The transcript has 3 exons. The coding region runs from base 165 to 1163 and encodes 332 amino acids. NCBI's taxonomy places the organism in Eukaryota, Metazoa, Arthropoda, Insecta, Thysanoptera, Thripidae. The record is from RefSeq and is a predicted model, not a curated record.